CAACAAAAUUACAUCUACUUUCACGUCGGGAGGACAUCCCAACACAGGGCAAGGGCAACACGGGGCAGGGGCAACAGUGGACAGUGCAACGGAGCGCAUAACAGUAGUCGAAGGGCAGGACACAGGGUGCAGCAAUACAAUACAAAAUUACAUUUGUAUAGCGCCUUUCAUGUCAGGAGAACAUCCCAAGUUGCUGGACCGUCAAGACCUGAGCGGGAGAUUACUGUAAAGACAUACAUGAGAAUGUCUAGAAGUGCCCAAAAGUUAAGAGAUGAAGACAUUAACCCUUGUCUGAAGGAGACUGAUGGUUCCAAAAAGUGCCUGGAAGCAAACAAUUACAAUAGGGAUUUGUGCACCUAUCAUUUUCUGAGGUAUAAAAUGUGCAGAAAAUUCUGGAACAACAUAAUGAUUGAAAGACGAAAAAAUGGCAUUAUCCCUAAUAUGCCAACAGCAGAGGAAAGAAGAACAAUUUUGGAAGAAUACAAAGCGAUACCCUACUAAUGAUGACUCUGAAUAUGUAAUUCAACAAUAUUAAAACAGUUGAUGUUU
Molecule: messenger RNA, 549 nt
Organism: Callorhinchus milii (elephant shark)
Lineage: Eukaryota; Metazoa; Chordata; Chondrichthyes; Chimaeriformes; Callorhinchidae
Gene: chchd7
Product: coiled-coil-helix-coiled-coil-helix domain containing 7
Exons: 4
Coding region: 238-501 (87 amino acids)
Source: RefSeq, a predicted model, not a curated record